AUGUGGGCGUGGCUUCCCGCCGAGGGCCCUGGGCUCGCCUUGGAGCGACAGGUGUACGAGGUUUGUGCCUGUGACAAAAAGGCUGAAAAACUUCUGUGUCAUGUGGAGCAUGGAUUGUUGCGGGUAAUAGAGGGAGAGAGGGACCAGUUAGAAGGCAGCAUGGAGGAGGAUCUGGGAACAGGAAGUAUGGAGAAAGCGGAGGCGCCUGAGAAGCGAGCGCGGCCGCGGUCCCCUGGCCCCGGGACCAGAGCGCUGUCUACCCCGACUAAGGUAUGUCUCAAAUCCAUAUCCUCCAAACAGACCCAGGUGAGCGAACACCUCUCCGCGGUGAAACCUAUCCACCGCGGCAGACACAGUCCUAAUCUGUCGGAUUUCCUUCCUGGUCCAGUUUACCUAGAUGCAGUGGUGAAGAAAGGGGACUCAAAUUCCCCUCAAAACGCCUCCAGGGCCUGGGGGCGGUCGUGGAGGACCAGGAGGACGAGGCGGAGGGGAAGAGGCGGUAGGGGAGGCAGCGAAGGCGGAGGACCAGCAGUGCUGGCGAGGGGGACCGAGCCGAGAGAAGGAAGCGUCGGACGUUUCCGUGGUGCGCGCCCACCGCGAGCAGGCGGAACCAUCGUGGGAACACGGCAGGCGGGUGUGCACCGCGUCCUGGGCACAAUGGUCGGGCUCCUCUGGGUUUUCUUCCCAGCGAUCUUCUUGGAGAUGUCCCUUCUCCCCAAAAGCCCCGGCAGGAGAUUGUUGCUGGCGGGAGCCUCGUCUCAGCGCUCGGUGGCCAGAAUGGACGGAGAUGUCAUCAUCGGGGCCCUCUUCUCCGUCCACCACCAGCCUCCCGCCGAGAAGGUGCCGGAGAGGAAGUGUGGGGAGAUCAGGGAGCAGUAUGGCAUCCAGAGGGUGGAGGCCAUGUUCCACACAUUGGAUAAGAUCAACGCGGACCCCGUGCUUCUGCCCAACAUCACCCUGGGCAGUGAGAUCCGGGACUCCUGCUGGCAUUCCUCUGUGGCUCUGGAGCAGAGCAUUGAGUUCAUCAGGGACUCUUUGAUUUCCAUGAGAGACGAGAAGGAUGGGCUCAACCGGUGCCUGCCUGACGGCCAGCCCCUCCCCCCAGGCAGGACUAAGAAGCCCAUUGCGGGCGUGAUAGGCCCGGGUUCCAGCUCCGUGGCCAUUCAAGUGCAGAACCUGCUUCAGCUCUUCGACAUCCCCCAGAUCGCUUACUCCGCUACAAGCAUCGACCUGAGCGACAAAACUUUGUACAAAUACUUCCUGAGGGUUGUCCCUUCUGACACUUUGCAGGCAAGGGCGAUGCUUGACAUAGUGAAGCGUUACAAUUGGACCUAUGUCUCCGCAGUCCACACGGAAGGGAAUUACGGAGAGAGUGGAAUGGACGCUUUCAAAGAGCUGGCUGCCCAGGAAGGACUCUGUAUCGCCCAUUCGGACAAAAUCUAUAGCAAUGCUGGGGAGAAGAGCUUUGACCGACUCCUGCGCAAGCUCCGAGAGCGGCUUCCCAAGGCUAGAGUGGUGGUCUGCUUCUGUGAAGGCAUGACUGUCCGAGGACUCCUGAGCGCCAUGCGGCGCCUUGGCGUGGUGGGCGAGUUCUCACUCAUUGGAAGGUAAACUUCUCUUUCUUUCUCACAUACAUUGGCACACGUGCUUGCUCUCACAAAACUGGGUUUCCUGACUCCAAAAGGGGUGGGAUGGGCUAUAGUGAGCUGAGCAUUAGUUCUUGGUCUCAUUGAUUGUGAUGUCUUCUUGAGAGAAAGAGCAAAACAGAAAAUGACAAGACAAUGAGGUGAUUUCAGAAGAAUUUGGGAAGUUUUUUGUAGGGUAGGUCUUGUCCUGGAGAGUUAUUCUUUAUGUUUGUUUUUUUUUUCCCUGAAGCAAAUGCUAUGUGUUAAUACUUCCUAAGCAUAGAAAUGUUAAUGGUGCAUUGAUGAAUGGAAGGCAACAGUGGAGAUGGAAAAUAUAUAUUAAGAUUUGAAAUUUAGAGGGUUGGCUGAAUACAUGCAUCGGAAUUUUGGCACUUGGUAAUACAAUCUCCUGUAGUACUUACAGGACAGCUCGUAGUGACAUUUUUAGCAUGUGAUUUUUGUAAUUGUAGGUGGUGGACUCCAAAACCUCUACUCUUUUUUGUAGAUAAUAUGUACGAACUUUUGUGGGAAUAGAUUUUCCAUAUCAUUGUAUUUUUUAGUGGGAUUUUGUUUAAUUUGCCACCUUGUAAUACUGCAUAAAGGAAGUGCUAAGUUUUUCCAAGGAACCUACUAAGAAGUUUACCUGAGUAAACUCAUCUUGUAGAUCUCUUUGCCUCCACCUACCUUGUCUAUUGGCUAAAGCCCAAUCAUAUA
Messenger RNA from Loxodonta africana (African savanna elephant), 2339 nucleotides. Its product is annotated as metabotropic glutamate receptor 1-like. The record is from RefSeq and is a predicted model, not a curated record. NCBI's taxonomy places the organism in Eukaryota, Metazoa, Chordata, Mammalia, Proboscidea, Elephantidae. Gene Ontology annotation, biological process: regulation of synaptic transmission, glutamatergic; G protein-coupled glutamate receptor signaling pathway. The transcript has 5 exons. Gene Ontology annotation, molecular function: G protein-coupled receptor activity involved in regulation of postsynaptic membrane potential; adenylate cyclase inhibiting G protein-coupled glutamate receptor activity. Gene Ontology annotation, cellular component: plasma membrane; postsynaptic density membrane. Bases 1 to 1611 code for a protein of 536 amino acids.